Molecule: messenger RNA, 2794 nt
Organism: Apodemus sylvaticus (European woodmouse)
Lineage: Eukaryota; Metazoa; Chordata; Mammalia; Rodentia; Muridae
Gene: Spib
Product: Spi-B transcription factor
Exons: 5
Coding region: 134-994 (286 amino acids)
Biological process (GO): cell differentiation; regulation of transcription by RNA polymerase II
Cellular component (GO): nucleus
Molecular function (GO): DNA-binding transcription factor activity, RNA polymerase II-specific; sequence-specific DNA binding
Source: RefSeq, a predicted model, not a curated record
UGGGAGGAAGCCUGGGCUCACACAAGGACAGCCCACAGACUGCAGAGCUGUGGUGGGUGGUCACAGCUGCCACCACCUCGCCUCUGGGACCCACAACCACUUUGAGACUCAGGUGGCGGAGGGCGGCCGUGACAUGACCCUGUGUCUCUCUCCUGCCAGGCUGGACGGCCCACACUUAAGCUGUUUGGUUGGGGAGGGUAUGUCUCCAAGGCCCGAGAUGACCCUGUCCUCACUCCGCCAGUACCCCGAAGGUGUCUUCUAUGACUUGGACAGCUGCAAGCCCUUCAGUUACCCAGAUUCAGACGGGGGCCUUGACUCCACAUGGGGCUGGACAGAGGCCCCGCCCGGCCCUGCCAUCGCUCCCUACGAAGCCUUCGACCCCGCUGCGGCUGCCUUUGCCCACUCACAGGCUGUACAGCUCUGUUAUGGCCAUGGUUCUACACCCCCCACCUAUAGCCCCGUGGGGACCCUCGACCCAGCCCCCAGCUUGGAGGCCCCGGGGCCUGGCCUCCAGGGAUACCCCUCAGAGGACUUCACAAGCCAGACCCUGGGCUCCUUGGCUUAUGCUCCGUACCCCAGCCCUGUGCUAUCGGAGGAAGAAGACAUUCUGCUGGACAGCCCUGCCCUGGAGGUCUCGGACAGUGAGUCAGACGAGGCCCUCUUGGCUGGCUCCGAGGGGAGGGGACCCGAGGCAGGUGCACGCAAGAAACUGCGCCUCUACCAGUUCUUGCUGGGGUUGCUCCUACGCGGGGACAUGCGCGAGUGCGUGUGGUGGGUGGAGCCAGGUGCCGGCGUCUUCCAGUUCUCCUCCAAGCACAAGGAGUUGUUGGCUCGCCGCUGGGGCCAGCAGAAGGGCAACCGCAAGCGCAUGACGUAUCAGAAGCUGGCCCGAGCGCUGCGCAACUAUGCCAAGACAGGCGAAAUCCGCAAGGUCAAACGCAAGCUCACCUACCAGUUUGACAGCGCGCUGCUGCCAACCGCCCGGCGUGCCUGAGCGCUCCGCCAGGACCCCUUUCUGGCCCCUAAGUCCCAGUGCCCAUGGAGCCCCGUAUGGGGGCGCCGCCAGCUCCUCGGCUCUCCCUAGGGCCUCCCCAGAGUUUCCUGUGCUAUGUAUGGGAUUCCAGUCCAGGAUGGGCGUGUUUCAGGGCUCACUGGCCAUUCUGCACGGUUUCAGAAUGGCAGGUUUCUCUGGGGGUGGGGUGGGGUGGGGACCUGGUGUUGUCUACGGUUCCAGAAUCCGCAGAUACUUCUUGCGAGCCCGGUGAUCUCAUAUGGCAUCUAACCAGCAGGUGGCGCUGUCUACAGCCCCCGCCCCAAACCCUUGUGUGUUGGCCGGAUGGGUCCCCUGAGGUCCCCUGAGGCCUUUGUUAGCUCUGAUUUCUAGUUAUGUUUGGCGCUCUCUGAGAACCCUGUGCCACCUGUGUGUGACUUUUCUCUGUGUCCAUUUAUGGCUUUUGUUUGUUUGAGAUAGGGUCUCAUUAUGAAGCUCAGGCUGGCCCCUAACCUGUAACAGUUGUCCUGCCUCAGUCUCCGGAGUGCUGGGAUUACAAGGGUGCACCAUCACACCAGGCUUUUUCCUUUAUUAUUAUUAUUUUUUUUUUUUUGAGAGAGAGAAGGUUUGACUCCGUAGCCCAGGCUGUCCUCAAGCUUGUGGUGAUCCCUCUUGCCUCAGUCAUCCCUUGGGACCCUCUGGGAUCCAUGUCUGAGAUGAACCGUUGGGUAGGGUGCGGGUGGGGCUCAGUGGAUCUUAUAGUUGGGCCAGCCCUUCUGGGGAUCCUUUGAUCAUGUGGGACGCGCUCUAGGCUCUCAGCAGCCCUGCAUUCACACAGUGACUGUCCUGUUGGAGGUGUGACCUGUGCGUGGUGUUUGAAGGUCAUACUGGGCAGUUUGGGAUGUGUGGCAGAGGUACGGCUGUGGUGAGGCUUUUUUUUUUUUUUUUUUUUUUUUUGGUGCCUUUUAUUCUUGAGGUUGGGUUUUCUGUAGCUCAGGCUGGCCUUGAACUCUCUUGACGAUAACCUUGAGUCCCUUGCCUCAGCCAGAAUGCUUAGAUUUCACGCAGCGCCAUGUGACUGUUUCCCUUUUCUUAAGUCAAGAUCUGUUUGUGUAGCCCAGGCCGGCUUCACGCUCACAACACUCUUCCUGCCUCCGUGUCCGGAGGACUAGGACGACAAACGUGUCUUACCGCACUGUGCUUACCCACGCCAUGGCUAGACAGACUUCUAGAGCUGGUCACCCCCCCACCCACAAGGCAGGCAAAUGAAGUCCCUGUCGGUGCCUUCUUCAGAGGGAAGGCCGCUUUCGCAGUGAUCUUUCAAACUAGAGAGCACUCCCACGAUCCAGACAUCUGAAAGUGGAGCUUUGGACAGCUGGGGACCUCUGGCCAGCCUCUGGCCAGGCGUCUGCGCGGGACCCUGCUCAGCGCCCGCCCGCCUCACACCGCACCGGUCACUUCUCACCCUGCCUUUCAAGUGCUGCAGGCCAGGCAGCCUCAAACUGUGCGCUUCUCUUGGGCGUCCGUGGCAGAAUCAGAACCCAGAGCUUUGAAACCUGAGUAAGCUGGGCCACCCAGGCUUCCGUCCCUCUGAGAAAGAGACGAUGAAGAGGCCCCUAAAACUCUGCAACCCUGACGGUGACGCCCCAGAACUCACCUCUGGGUGGCCCUGGGGUGGGGUGGGGGGAAGGAUCAUGGAGGGUCCAGAUAUCUAUAUAGUCGAGGCUAAACUGUACCAAAUAAAAUUAUUUCUUCAAAACCCACUCUACCUGCAUAAUAAAUAAAGCCCUACAUCAAAAUGAA